CUCAAAACCAACCACCAGCCAAUCAUUCCAAGUCUUGGACAUAAUGAGACCAGAUUGCGCUUCACUCAUCGAUUGAACAUCAUGGAAUAACCUCACUCGUUCUUUUUUCUCGUCUUGUCUUUGUUUACUGUCGUGCUUCGAUGAGACCUUGAUGACCACAAGCCAUGGCGCCUAAACAACGUAAACCCACCCCAGGGUCCUCCUCAGCUUCGGGGUCCUCCCCCGCAAAAGCCAUCCCCCAUAUCGACCCCAACAGUUCCUUCACCCCCGAAUCUUUCGAGAAGGAACUCGAGUCUCUCGCUCAAAAAGCACAGUCUGAGACAACCUUGCAUUACUUGACAGAGCAAUCCAUCAUCUAUCUCAAAUCAGCCGCCUUGCUCUCCCUCAUUGCGUUGUACUCCACCGUCUCUCAGCUCAAUCUCUCCCCAACUUACGGCUCCAUUCCAUCAUCAAAAUGGCACUCCAAGCUUAUCAUGGCCGGGUGUUUCGCUGGUUGGUCAACUAACCUCACUCUCAACCGGGUCUUGCCGUUCAAGCCCGAGAAGCUAUUGUCCCUGCUGGCCGUUUAUGUCCCCAUCGUCCAGUUCUUCUUGGGGAAGGUCAGCUCAACACUGACGGCACACUGGGGACCUUUGAUCACGGAGGGACUGACGCUAUUACCACUGGUGACAAUCAGUGCGGCUUGUGUGGCUACCUACCUCGAGGGUGCAGAUUUGCCCGGGUUCUUGCCAAGUUGGAUUCGGGACGCCUUGCCAGGACUGGGCAGUUAUGGGUUUUACAAGCUUUCAGAAAAGAUUCUGGGCGGGUUGGCCGAGGAGCAUAUUGGACAGUCAGUGUUAAACACAAGAGUGGGCAUGGAGCUGGCAUUGGCCGGAAGCUAUGCGGCUUUGGCGCCAUCAAAGUUGCUGGUUUUUGCUUUGCCAGCCCUUUUGCAUACUGCGCUGCUGAACACACAUCUUCCUACUGGAAAUGCGCUUGCUAACUUGAACAAGGGUUUGGAAAGCGUUGGUUAUGUGGUUUUGGACAGGAAGGAGAGCUUGACGGGAUACGUCUCGGUUGUGGACAGCCCGAAGGAGGGAUACAGGGUCAUGAGAUGUGAUCACUCUUUGUUGGGUGGUGAGUGGGUCAAGUUCUUGAACCAGGGACAGUUCAAGGGCAACCAGGUUGCUGAGCCUAUUUAUGGUGUUUUUGCCAUGCUCGAGGCAGUGAGAUUGGUCAAGACCCCUCAGAAGAUCAAGGAUCAUGAGGCGAAAGCUCUCGUCAUCGGUCUCGGCAUCGGCACCACCCCCGCUGCUCUUGUGGCACAUGGCAUCGACACCACUGUCGUCGAAAUCGAUCCUGUGGUGCACGAAUUUGCCCUCGAAUAUUUCCAGCUCCCCAAGAACCAUACCGCUGUCAUUGAGGAUGCGGUCACUUACACCUCCCGUCUGGCAGCUGACGAAAAAGGGCAGCGCUUCGAUUACAUCGUCCAUGACGUCUUCACCGGUGGCGCUGAACCCAUUCCCCUCUUUACUCUCGAGUUCCUCCAGAACCUGAACGCGCUGCUCAAGCCAAACGGAGUCAUUGCCAUCAACUACGCCGGAGACUUCGCCCUCCCCCCACCCCGCAUCGUCACCAACACUAUCCGCUCUGUCUUCCCCGCUUGCCGUGCCUUCCGUGAGCACCCGCGCGACAUGGAGGAUUUCACCAAGAACCAGAGGGACUUCACCAACAUGGUCAUGUUCUGCACCAAGGAUCCUUCUGGAGAAGUCAAGUUCAGGCAUCCUAACAACAGAGACCUGCUAAACAGCCCGUCGAGACAAGCGUUCUUGUAUCCUCAGCAUGAAGUCAAAGAGGAGGACUUUGUCAAGGCUGAGGGAGAGGCUGAGGGAGUGUUGAGGGCGAAUGAUACCGAGAGAUUGGUCAAGUGGCAUGAAAGCAGUGCCAUGGGGCACUGGGGCAUUAUGAGAACUGUGUUGCCGGAUGCGGUUUGGGAGGAGUGGUGAGUGUUGGUCGAGGAUAUUUGUUGUAAAUUCUGUGUAAAAGGGAUUUGGGGAGGUAAUUUCUGUUUUGUCACCGUGCUGGCUUUGGAUGUUGUGCGUUUGGUCAGUUUGGCGAAGCUGAACUGAGGGGCGUUGGGGCGUUCUUCGUUUGUUGGGUAUGUAACUAUUGGAACAUUGUUGGAUAUCGUCGGGUUGAGCAAUCCUUUCAUGCUUGUCUAUGAUUCCCCAACGUCUUGCCAGCGGACUGAAAGAUCAGCUAGCUCGCUUUGCAGCUGCUUCUCUCCUGGUCAGGAGCUAUGUGGUCCCGUGUCGCCAAACUCACUACUGUUUCUCCCAGCCAGCAGCUCAGUUUCCACCUGACAAAGAGGUUUCUAUCAAAGCGCCAUCAUUCUGCCAAUUGCAGCUCACCACAAACGCUGCCACCAAACAAGUUCCAAUGCCAAACUCUCAUGGCACACCGUACGCUUUCACCCUGUUGCCAGCAAUCAAUCAACGCUUGUUAGGAAGUGGUGACGUAAAGCAGACACCGCCUGGGCCCCCGGUAAAGAGCAUAUAAUCCCCCAGCUGCCCCCGCUCAAUCCAUCCAUCCACUGCAUCCUGAACAGAGUUGGCCAAAUCAGAUACCCUUCUCAUCCCCUCGAUUUAUCGACCAAUUGAUUAUGCUGGCUCGAAGUUUUAGAUAAAUUCACAUCUCAACAACACAGACAUCUACCUCAUCCACCAGAUCCCACCUCACCUUGCCUAGCCACCUCACCUCACCUUCCACCCAACAACAAUUCACCUUACACGACUGGACCCCGAGCAUCCGUCAAUCAGCAAAGGAGAAUAGGCCAAGGAGGAACUAGGGACAGGAGUUCAAUUAGGAGCUCUGGUAUGGAGUUGGUCUGAGAGCCAGGAGGCUAUCAUAUCAUCCUUCACCUCGGCUAGACUUUAUCCAGUGCAGCAGGCUCAGGAUGAGGCGUCACCUAGCAGCCACAAUACCGAUCCAAAUCCAAGGCCAUAUACCUAGCCCGUCAGCUCUGCAUUUGAGUACCAGGCGGGAUGACUGGACGAAUACGUACUGGCUAAUGGAAUGCGCCUUCGGAGCAACGCUGUGCACAUCGUUGUUGGUCCUUGGCUUGAGCUAUCAGACAUCUUACCAACUAAACAAGCACACCGCAUUCGACAUCUUCAGAAUUGCAGCUCCGUCCGCAAAAUUCAGGCCGCCUUUGUCUGCGUUCAACCUACCAACCAGCGUAUUUGACGCCACAGUUAGCACCAAACGAAAGGUCUUGCUAUACAGGAUCGUCUCCACUGCAGAAUAAUGCCGCACGAGUGUCUACUCCGACGACUCUGAAUCUGGCAGACUUAGCCUUUACCAGGACCAGCCUCCCUCCAGUCUCUGAAUCAUACACCAUACACCUGUAUCGUUUCAAGCGCGGUCGUGAUGACUACGAAAGAAACCUCCGACAACUUGCAAUUCUCAUGACGACUAUCUCGUCACUGGGCAAGCCCAACGGCACCACUUUUGCUUCUCGGGGAUUUCACAACUUACCUUAUUUCACCAUCAACACACAUCAGUGCCUAUGUAGAACCCCCUUUUCCCUAUGUCAAAUGGUAUUCGCACUCUGACGGUCUCCAGUAACCACCAACAUCCAUACCGUCUUACCUUAUCUUUCCUACCAUACAAGCCAACCGCUUCCACCGAUGCCACCUCUGCGGAUAUCCUCCACCAAGCACCGAGUGUUCAACUUUUCCCAGCACCAAGAUCUGCUUCAGGAUGUCAGGUAACUACUUGAAACAGAACCAUCGGGAGAUGUCGUUCCCCUGGUUGAAUGGGUCAACCUCUGGUCGGCAAGACAUCGUCUUACCAAGAACCAGGAAGAAGUUGUAUUUCUUGUUGAGUCUGGGGCCCAUUACAUGCGGAAAGAACCGGUAACAAGAGCCCGAUACACAGGCUGUACGA
Molecule: messenger RNA, 3927 nt
Organism: Podospora bellae-mahoneyi
Lineage: Eukaryota; Fungi; Ascomycota; Sordariomycetes; Sordariales; Podosporaceae
Exons: 7
Coding region: 165-1985 (606 amino acids)
Biological process (GO): polyamine biosynthetic process
Source: RefSeq, a predicted model, not a curated record